UUUCAGGCCACUGAGCUAUGGAAUUGAUAUUUUUUUCUGAACUUGGACCUAGAGAACUUGGAGAAAAUUAAAAAAUGGAUAAAUUAGAAAAACGUGAUCCAGAUCGAAUUAAAAAAAGUAGAAAAAGAAAAGUAUCAAGUUCGAGUUCUAGUUCCAGUUCCAGUUCCAGUUCAAGUUUUGACUCAAGUUCGGAUUCGGACUCGAGCGAAAAAAAAAAACUAAAGAGAAAAAAAAAAUACAAGAAGGAUAAAAAAAUAAAGAAGAAGAUGAAAAAGUUGAAGAAAAAAUUGGAAAAAAAAGAAAAAGAAGUUUUGAAAAAUGCUAGGAAUCAGCUGGAAGUUAUUGAGGAUAAAAAAACUAAGACUGAGGUAACUGAUGAUGACAGAGGUGGACGAUCGAUGGCUCCGAUGACCAAAGAGGAAUGGGAAAAAAGGCAGAGUGUCAUCAAAAGAGUUUUCGAUGAAACUACGGGUAGACACAGAUUAAUUAAAGGAGACGGCGAAGUUAUAGAAGAAAUUGUGUCUAGGGAUCGGCACAAGCAAAUAAAUAAACAGGCGACGAAAGGAGACGGAAAUUAUUUUGAAAGUCAUUUAAAAAAAAUGAAAAAAUAAGUAAAUUAUUUGUAUGAUUUUUAAUAAUAAAUUUUUUAUAUUUUAUUUAAAUUUAUUUUUAACUGACACCUAUGGUUAUUUUAUGGGAAUUUUAUUUCCCAUAAAAAAAGAUGGUUGGUUUGUUAAAAAUCCUCAUAAUUUUAGUAUUUAUAUUAAGAGAUUCUGGCUAAACUAUCAGAGAUACACGAAAAGUGAUGAGAACCAAAUUUGUAGAAAAUUAAAUUUCCUACAAAAAUGAUAUCUGCAAAUUAUUUCGUAAGGUCGAUAAUCAAGUAGUAAUUGUAAUUUAAAGACAUCUACUCCAAAAUUUACAGAAAAUUUCUAUUAAAAAUUCCAUUGUAGGCUUGGUAUCUAUAAAAGGUAAUUCUGACUAAACUAUCAAAGAUAUCGAAAAAAUGAUAAGAAUGAAAUUUGUAGAAAAUUAAAUUCUCUGUAAAAAAGGU
Messenger RNA from Microplitis demolitor, 1054 nucleotides. RefSeq names its product ADP-ribosylation factor-like protein 6-interacting protein 4. NCBI's taxonomy places the organism in Eukaryota, Metazoa, Arthropoda, Insecta, Hymenoptera, Braconidae. The record is from RefSeq and is a predicted model, not a curated record.